Molecule: messenger RNA, 1929 nt
Organism: Rotaria sp. Silwood2
Lineage: Eukaryota; Metazoa; Rotifera; Eurotatoria; Philodinida; Philodinidae
Source: the annotation of a GenBank genome assembly
AUGAUUGAUAAUCUUAAUAAACAUAAACUUAUAACAUGGGAUGUUUUGAGUAAUCUUUCAUAUCGUAAUCUUCUACUUCAUGCAGAUUUUUCUUUAUUACAUAAUGCUUUCAACGAACUUAUUACUCGAUCUUUCAUAAGAGCUCGAUAUACAGUUGCAUAUAAAGAUAAAGAAAUUUUAAUCAAUGAUCGAUAUGAUUCUAUAAUUAAAUUAUUGACUCAAUCGAGUAUUUAUGCAGAAUCUCUUCAAUUGAUAGUUAAAAAUCGUCUCUUAGAAUUGAUACGAACAGUUGAUAUAAAUUCUACGCGUUUUGGAAUUAUUAAUUGGCGUUAUGAUUUACUCGCUAAUGGAACAAUCAUUGGUUCAUGUCGUUCAAUUGAUGAUGCUUUGAGAUUGACAAUAUUACUUUAUUAUUGUAAUUAUUUCUUAAUGCCCUUGGUUGAUAUUGAAAAAUCUUCACUAAUAGAUUCAUAUAUGUUUCUUAUGUCGAACACAAAUGCAAAUAUAUAUGAAAAUUUAAAAUGUAUUUUGUUUGAUUGUUUGAAAUUAACAUUUGAAUCUAUGGAACAAACAAUCAUAUGUAUGAAUACAAUUGAAAUUUUACUCAUUUUUGAUCUUCGUCUACCUCGUUCAAAAUUCGAACGUGAGAGUAUUCAUCAAAUAAAUCAAAUGAUUAAAAAACCCGACGAAAAUAUUGAUGGUAAUCUUGCUGAUGAUAAAUUGUUAUGUUUUACUAUGAAAAAACUGCGAAGUACCAGUGUCUAUGGAAAGAAUAUUGAAACUAUACUUAAUAAUUUCGAAUUAUUUGAGCAUUAUUAUCAUGAUCAACUUGCAAUUCUAUUAGAUGAAGUAAGAAUUGAUCAUUUAACUAUUUCAUUUGCACAACGUUUAUUAACAUCAAAUCCAAUGUUAACUAUCGAAGAUAAACUUAAACAUCUUCUUCUGCAUCAGGACGAAUUAAUUGAAUUAUUACAUAUAUUCGAAAUCGGUAUGGAACUUAUUGGCGAAGAUAAAUGGAAUUUUGAUGAGCAAUUGUUUAUUGCAGACAAAACGCAAACGGCAACAAUUAAUAAUUCGAGUAAUCUCUAUAUUCUUGUUCAAAUAGAACAAGAGUUUUAUCAAGUUCCACCACAACAAUCAUUAAAUAAUAUACCUUAUGAAUGUAAUGGUGAUCCAUUUAUAGAAACAUGUUUGAUGAACCUAAUCAAAUUACUCGUUUCUUCAUCAACUAUUCAAUGUAUUGAUAAUAUUGCACAGUUAUCAACUACAUACAGUCUUAUUGUACAAGGUGUAUUCGUUCUCGAUCAUUACUUAAUUAAUAAUCUAGAAAAAUUGCGUUCAUUAGAUAGUCUUGUUCGCUGUAUUAUGAAUCUACUUCCUCAUGAUCGGGCUUUAAUCGUUUUUAAAAAUAUUUGUCUCAAUAAUCAGAGUAAUAUUGUUUUCAACGGUAAUUUUUUGACAUGCGAAAGUAUUCAUACAUUUACAGAUAAUUUGGGUGAAAUAAUUAAAAAUGAAAAUAAAAAUUCAAUUAAUCUAUUGAAUUGUCGACCAAUGCUCAAACUUGAAAUGAAAUUUUUUAAAAAUUGGUUAAUUGAUCAUGGUGAAGAAUAUUGUACUGUUCUUGAAUCAAUUUGUAAAUCUAAUAAGAAUUUAUGGUUUUAUUCAGCUAAAAUAUUCAAAUAUAUUGAUCAAAAGCUUGAUUUAAUGUCAAUAAUAAAUACUAGCCUGACAGAAUUAUCAUUAAUACCUGAACUUGAAUGUGUUGAUCAAUAUUUUCGUCAAUCAAAUGAUAAAACACAACAAAUUGAACGUAUUUUGAUCAAUCGCAUACAUGUAUACCUUAGAAGUUGUAUUACUGAUGAACACAUGAUUGAAAAGUACUUAAUUGAUAAUUAUGAUUACUUUCAAGAGAAUAUUCAUAAUGAUUAA